This is a messenger RNA of Porites evermanni, 18403 nucleotides long. NCBI's taxonomy places the organism in Eukaryota, Metazoa, Cnidaria, Anthozoa, Scleractinia, Poritidae. The record is from the annotation of a GenBank genome assembly.
AUGCAAAACUCUUCAAGAGUACAACUCGGAACGAGAAUACUAAGAAUCGAAAAGCGGAUCGGCAGCGGCGGUUUCGGUGUGGUAUACAAAGUGAAGGAUGAAGCAACUUCUAGAGUAUACGCUUUGAAGGACAUCUUAUGCUCGUGCGAUUCACAACCUGAACAAAUUCAGCAAGCUAUUCGGGAGGCUCAAACACUGAAGCGAGUCUGUCACGAGAACAUAAUUGCACUUGAGAAGGCCGAACAACUGAGAGAUAGCCAAGGUUUGCAUAUGUUGAUUUUGACUGAGUACUGCUCUGGUGGAAACUUGAACAAGCGCCUUGCUAGAGCAAGCAGUCCAGAAUUAAACUUUCGGUGGAUGUGCCAAAUGGCCGCAGCUCUUGAGUACCUCCAUUCAAGUAGAGUUGUUCACCGUGACUUAAAACCAGACAACGUGCUGUUAACGGUAACAGAGGAUGUCAAAUUAGCUGAUUUUGGCUUGGCCCGCGAGUACACCGAAGUGACGACCGAUUCUAGACAAAAACUUAGCUUGCGCUCAUGGGUGCAUCGCUACGUAAAAACACAACAAGAUUAUAUGAUCUCACGAGUUGGUACCCCAUACUGGAUGGCCCCCGAAGUUUUUAAAGGCCAUUACACUGAAAAAGCUGACGUUUUUUCACUUGGUGCAAUAUUUUUUGCGAUCUUAGAGAGGGACUCUAUUCGUAUUGGUAGAGAGAGUUAUUUCGGUGCGUUCAAGUUUAUUGACAGGGAAUGUGUUGGACUUGGGUAUGCAAUGUGGCGUGAUCCACGAAAUUGCAUCAAAUUUACUAGACGAGCGGAGGCGCAAGGCUCAUGUGUUCUGCGACGGAUAACUCUUAGUGCCUUGAAAUUUGACAAAAACGAUCGACCAAGUGCAAGAAAAAUUCACCAAGAACUGAUCAGUGGCCAUGAAAACCCUUGUGAAACUAGUGACCCAGGUUUUGCUCAUUCAUACUCAGGCAUAAGAGGAGACACAUUUUCGCCUUUAUGUGAGAGAGGAAGACCAUCAGAUAAUGAACUCGCACCCGCUCCCCCUAGAGCUAUGAAGCCACAUCCUCCUGAAAAUUCGUCGCCAUAUCGAAGUAAUCGGCAGAGAGGUUUACAUUUUCGCAGGAGACAUGUUAUGGUUCGUGCUAGGCGUUUUCGUGAUGAUCAUUUUUCUUACAGUGUAAGAGAAGAAAAGGUUUCUAUAUCUUAUGAGAGAGAAAUAUCACAGAAUUUGCAACAAUCCGUAACAGACACGGAUGCUUACUCUCGCCCAAGGUCUCCUCCACAUAAUUCGUCGCCAUCUCGUGAACACAGGCUGCGAGGUGUUGCAUCCUCAGAAGGUUAUAACCAACGUUCACCAACCCCCCAGCCUCCGGUAUUUGCUCCCCGACAACUAACGUAUCCUCAAUCUCCUGUUAGGAAUCAACCCAAGGCGUUUGCUCCACAACCCCCAACUUAUCCUCAACCGCCAGUUGUGAAUCAACCCAAGGUGUUUGCUCCACAACCCCCAACUUAUCCUCAACCGCAAGUUAUGAAUCAACCCAUGGCGUUUGCUCCACAACCCCCAACUUAUCCUCAACCCUUAGUUAUGAAUCAACCUCCGGUGGUUUGUUUCCAAACCCCGAGUUAUUUUCAACCACCCAUGUUCUUUGCUCCACAACCUCUAACUUAUCCUCAACCUCCAUUUAUGUAUCAACCCAUGAUGUUUGCUCCACACCCCCCAACUUAUCCUCAUCCCCUAUUUAUGAACUGGAAUCAACCUCCCGCGUUUUGUGGCUUUAACUUCUUCUGGUAGAAGAGCACAGAACGCGCCAUCAGAAUGGUAUGGGUAAAAGCCGGUAACGUUAUCGUUAAUUCAUGACAACUAUAUGCGACAGUAGUCGUAAUAGUUAAGCAAUAGAAAACGUUUUCCGUGUUUGCAUAGCCUGAUAUAAACACGAGAGGGGUUGGGAGAAUUCGAGACAGUCAUGCAAACCUGAGACGAAGUCGAGGGUUUGCCUAACCGUCGAGAAUGCUCCCAACGCCUAGGGUGUUUAUAUCAGGCUAUGCAAACACAGGAAAAAAGUUUUCUAUUGCUUUUAUAAAAUAACUUUCCCGAGAAAAAAACGCAAGACUCUUUGUAUGGCACUGAUUAAAAGAGAAAAUCUUAGCAGUCGCAAAAUCUUGUCCACGAAGUCUUGCACGCGUAGUCAGUUCUUGUUUUGCAAAAAGAUGCUUUGCAAAAUACGGAUUUUUCUCACUUAGCUUAAGCGAAGAAAAAUUGACUCACCUUCAUUGUAACGGUUUUCUAUGUUUCAGCCGACGAAGGAAUGGGCAAAUAAGAUAAACUUGUCGAGUUUUGAACUCGAAAACUUUUUCAAAUUCGUGCUUGCGUGAUUAGCGCGCGAAAAGCCAAACAACUUGACGCCACAACCAUGUUUACAUACUCUCAUGCAAACACUCUUCUCGGCCAAUCAGAGCGCGCGUACUAUCUUAGUUAUUUUAUAAAGACAAAUGUAUGCAAACGUAGAAUCGAGUAGUUUUCGCUGCUAACUUUGGAAGUGUGGAAAUAUGGAAAUAUGGAAAUAUUAGUAUGUGUAAUCAAAUAGUGACGCGUUUGUCCAAAUCCUAAUAAUUUCCCGAGCCUUUGAAAUUAUUCCCUAAUUUCACGAGUAUACCAUUUGAUUACCUAUUAAUAUGAUGGGUGACGAAUUACGUUAGCAAUCUUAGAUUUUUGACAUGUUUAUCCUGGAUCGUAUCGAUCGAGAACUCCACUCUCUCAAAAGUUUAGACCGUAAAUUUGGCUUACAAAGUUCAGAAUUUUUCAGACUUUUUCGGCAAAAUACCUGCAAAAUCCUUCUUGAUGUUCUCUUGUGUGUUCAGGUUUUCUAAAGCGUCUUUUUGUACCCUGACAUCUUCAUUAACGGCUUUUUAAAACUUCGUCGCCAUCUUGACACUGAGACGUACGGAGGGUUGCCAUUUCACAUGUGAAAUUACAAAUUAACCCUGAAAUUUCGCGCCAAAAUUAAGGAGUAAUUCGUCACCUAUGAUAUUAAUAUGUUAAUUUGAUUCUUAGCUUCAGAGGAACCUUGCGUUACUUCCGAUUGCUGUCAAAGUUCUAGCUUUUUAGCUGACUGAUCUGUCUCAGGCCCGGGGUUUUAUGGUGCAAGUAAGGCUGACCUUUUUGUCAUUGAAUGCUUUCUAAAAAAAAUGUGAUUAAAGACGCUACAUCCCCGACAAAUGAAGCAUUUAUGAUCUUUUAGAACAAUCGGUAGUCUGCUACACAGCCGUUUUUAGUGUCGUCACGCAGCGCUCCUCCCCACUGGGAGGAGCGUUGCGUGACGACACUAAAAACAGUGGGGAGGAGCGUUGCGUGACGACACUAAAAACGGCUGUGUAGCAGACUAAUCAAUCGGCUGACACAAAGCUUUAUGAUAACAUCAUCCGCUAUAUUCUAUCUUACCGACCGUAAAGGACUCUUCCGCCGGUACAGGCUUCAAAGAAAGACAUCUCAGCUUCCUCGUUAACCCUGAGCGUUUUAAGAACUGCCUUGUAAAUAGGAUAUUCCUCAAUUAUAACUUAGCAAUGUGAUCCUUCUUUAAUUGUAACCAACCUGGUCCCCAGGGCGCUUUUCCCGCAAAGCCAGGGAAAAGCGCCCUGGGGACCAGGUUGAAUUGUAACUUUUAAAAUGAUUUGCAAUUUUUAUGACUUUUGUCUUUCGAUAUGUACCUUUAUCGACCGAAUAAAGAUGAUAAUGAGUCGAUCUUUUAGAACAACUAGACGGCAUACAUGGGACGUAUAGAGAUAAAUAAAGAAAGUUCACUUUUCUUUACGCAGUUAAUUGAUUGCCUUUUUACUGCAACCUUCAUCAAUUCUCAAGUAGUUUAAGGCCUGGGACUAAAGGGUUUAAUUGUGGAAAAUGAAUUAUUGACUAACUUCGUCACGGAUGAUGGUGCUGAAUCGAAAUUUGGCACACAUAAAGAGCUCAUCGCCCUUAACAUUUUAAAGUAUAAACAUAGUGUUAAUAACUCAAGUGAUAUGUAAGGUGGCCAUUUUGCUAAAAAUAGUAAAUUAUUGACCGAUUGGUGGCCGGUUUCAGAAAAGAAAUCGGGAAAUAAUAUUUUUUUUCUAAUUCAGAUUAAAGAUUUCUAACACUUAACGUUUGGAAUGACCGUCCAUUCACUUUGAUAAAAAAUUAUGAGGGAAAACAUUAUUUUAAAUGCCCAAAUUUAAUCUUGAAUUAUUUAAAACUUUAAUUUUUAACCUCGCAUACAUUCAUUCCAAACGUAAAAAGUUAGGUAUAUUCAUUUUUUUUCCGAAACGCGAAUUUGUUUAUCAGAACAAAGUAAUUUCGCCACCAAUUCGCCAAUUUCCUUCAUUUUCAAUUUUUGGUAACAUGUCAUGUCACGUAACCAUAAUUUAACGCUAAGACACAAGAAAACCUCAAGAUUUACUUUUGGGGAAAAGUCCAAUUUGUUCUAGGUCUCCUAGCGGAAAUAUAGCCAAUUAUGCAUAUGCUCAGAACACAUCUUUGACCCAAUUACCAGCAUUUAUUACCAUUCUGCUUAAUUCAACAUAAAGUUCGUUUGCUUCGAAUCCAAAUUUAUCUGUAAUUAUAGGAGAGGCGGAGAAGGCUAGGUCUUGUGAUAUCCUUCUUUUGCUUUGUUCUUCAUUAGACCAUCACAAGGAACGCGGUGGGUAGCCUGCGUAGCAAGCGUUUCCGUUUAGUUUCGGAGCAAAAAAAGACCGAGGAACGGGAUUUUCGGUUUUGACCGCGCGAGUAAUGAAACGAGAGCCAAAAAAUGAAAGAGGGGGGAGGGGAAGGGGAAGCUUUUACUUUUACUUGCUCUUUUACUUGCGCCAUUUUCCCCGCGGUCUUUGACUCUUGUUCCUCGUUCUUUGCUCCCAAACCGCACAGAAACGCUUGCUACGUAGGCUACGCGGUGGGUAAAUGACUUUUUUUUUCUAUCCUGCGCUGCUUCGCGCUCCUGCUCGAAAAAUUCGUUCGGCUUGGGUCCAACUAGUGGUCUAUUAUCAAUGCUGCGUUCUGUUUGGUUGAGCUACUACUAGGCCACAUGUUAUAGCCUACUAGUAGCGAGCGUUUCUUGGCGGCAAAAAAGGAUUAAAGUCUAGCUUUAACCAGCUAAAAUGUUUUUAUUGUCGAUAUUUUUGACCAACCAGUUGGAUUUUACUAAGACAAUUAUUCCUCUCGCCCUCAUGGCCUCUAAGUCAAUAGCCCAUUCAGCCUUCAGCCUCAUGGAUUGACUCAGCCCAUUCGGGCUUGAGGAAUAAUAGGACAAUUGCACGAUGACGAUAUUAGACUACAACUACCAGAAUUCAUUUCGGUUUUGCUUUGUUAUUUAAAUUUGUCAAUCCCGCUGAGGAUUAAAGAACAAUGGCCUCAAUUUGCACAAGAAAACAACAAACUCGAGGAUUCUGGUAGUUGUAGUAAAAUGACGUCAUUGGGCAAUUGUCCUAUUGUUAGUUACCGGAUACCCCUAGGCUCUUAGCUGGGCACUCCACAGCGCAUUGACAGUAAAUGAUGGGUAGCCUGUGACUUGACAAGAUUGAUAUCCCUGGAUAUUUCCGCGGUCCACCCCUCUUGCACAUGCUCGCUGUGGCAUCCAAGACCACGUUGUCUGCACAGAUUUCCUCGGCGUCGUUUAACUACACUUGUUGGCUUGAGCUGUGCCGUUGUUUGAUAACAAGACGAUCAUGGAAUCAACACAAGAACUAUCGGAAGAGGCACAACAGCUUGUGAACCAAGGCUUGAGCGUUCGAGUGGCACAACGAGUGGGAGCGAUUUUCGCAACGGGCUCUCUUCUACCGGCUGAGUUAGAUGACAGGGCGCUCGACGCUUUACGCGAAUUCAAUGAAGAUGGGGCCCUUGAAGUUUUAGAUCAGUUCGGAAACAGUGAUCUUUCCCAUGUCCAGAACAAGAGUGCCUUUCUUUGUGGCGUGAUGAAAACAUAUCGCGAGAAAAACCGUCAAAAAGCACAGGGUCAGCUUACUGCUGGUUCUGACGCCUCGAAAGGCCCGGACGAAGCGAAGAUCAAAGCGCUGCUGGACAGAAGCGGCUACACAUUAGAUAUCACCACGGGGCAGAGAAAGUAUGGAGGUCCACCACCUGGCUGGGAAGGACCUGCUCCUGGUACAGGAAGCGAGGUAAGAACAUUUUAGGGAGACUUUCCAUGCAGAAGCGUCUUGUGACUUCUUUGUCACCUGCACGUUAUGCAACCAUGUGUUCUUGUACAAGCUUUUCAUUGAGUAUGUCGCUUUUUGAAUUGUUGCCAUGGCUCAUCCUAGUUGCGCCCCCCCCUUAUUUUUACUUAAAAAAGUUGUAAUUUGUAGAGAUUUUCUGGGUAACUUCUUGAGCAUCUUUUUCAGGGCAUUUUCGUUUUUACUAUUUUUGUUAGUUUUUCUUCGCUCGCAAGUAGAGUAGCCGGAAACCUGCUUAUUUCGGUAGUGUCCAUCCAUCCUUCUUUUCCCAGUUGUGUGAAAAUGUCCUAGGCUUGAAACUGGUAAAAACCCCGUCUAAAUGUGUUAGUGGGAUUUGUGGUUGCUGGAGAAAUAAGUUACUGCCACAAAUGUACUAUAAAUAGUUCCAUUCACAAACUUGUAGUAAAGCAUUCAGAGGAUGCAUCUGCUUUUCUGUUGAACCAGUCAUUCGUGAACCAGAAGAGCACAGAUUUUGCAAAGAAAUAAUACAGUAGAGACUUUUAGAUUGUAAAACGAGGAUGACCACGAGGUUGAAAUUUUCUCAAUACUAAGUGGCGCCAACACAUGAACUACAGCGUAUUAUGGUUGGAGAGCAUGAUACAGUAAAAACCCGUGACUAAGAACCUGGGCUGGGUUGUUCAAAGCUAGGUUAAGAUAACUCAGGGUUAGUGGGAAGUUCGAAUUCAAAUGUGAAAGCUUAAAAACGUAAUAUCAGUUUAAUUCUUUUUGUCUACAAUUUGAUGAUGUGGAUGCUCUUAAAAUAACAGACAAAAAAUUAUCCAAGAAAAUGCUUUGGAACAAAGAAAAGAAACACGGAUUAGAAUUUAAGCUGGGUUGGUGGUAAUCAUGCUCUGAACAACUGGGCCCUUGGGCUUUAUGAACCUGUUAGGCUCAAAUUUGCCCGUUAGCCACCCUCUAUACAAUAUUCUGUUUAGCCUAAAAUUUAAAACAGGUUCUUAUUUUCUAAAAUUUCUAAAAAAAAUUCUGUACACUUUGGGAAAAUAAGAUAAGUCAAAAUUCAUGAUCCUCUUUGGAGACAUUAGGUGCCUUAUUACUUCAACUGCAAUAGUUAUUGUGUUAUUGGUAUAUAGGUUUUGCCUAAGGAACGAGCUGCCACUGAAUACUCUCAGCUGCAAUGCACUUUUUCUUCAGAAAGUAAAACUUGUUUAAAAACCUAAACAGCCUAAAUUUGUCCUAAUUACCACUAAUGUAAGGACCUGUUUAGGCUAACUUGGCAAAAUCCAGGUUCUUACUCAUGGGCUUUUACUGUAUACAACGUUUUAGUGAGAAUAUCGCAGUGGCAGAAACAAGUUAUCAAAUGUUAGAAGUUUUACCGUAUUGUGAUGGGGAGUGGGCUUACCCUCCUUCAAUAAAAUAACCAUGCUAACUUUUCUGGUUAAAAGAAAUGCAAUGAAGCUUUGUGGGGUGUAUAGUUUUUGAAAGUAUGGAAAAAACGUCCAAGUUAAAUCUCGUCCUCUUAGUCUUCCUUGUGCAUGUGCUUGAAUCUAAAUGUCUCUAUUUUCGUGUAGUUUGAAGACAGAUGCUAUGCAAACAUGGGUUUCAUUAAGGCUGUGAAAAGGAGCGCAACUAGGUUUGACAACCUGGCAAAGAAAUGGAAAGGCCCUUUAGGCCUUUUUCCCUGCCCAGGACAGGUGUAGGGGCAUGCUUCCCUGGAAAUUUUGAAAUUCUGCAGUUGCAAAGAUGUGUUUUUCUGCAUUCUGAAGCUGCAGACACUGUCCUUCAACUUCCACGAAAAGAUAACCUUUCUAGACAAUUUGCCGGUGAUUUGGUACCAAUAUCCACCACACAAAUUAGUUCAUAAUCUUAUCGAGACAUUUCAGAUGCUCUUUUAUGGGGCACAGUUCUCUUUGCAAUGCAUUAUGGGGUGAUUCUUGUUUUUAACUCAAAACAAACUAGGGGAUUUCAUGGUGUGUGAUAAAGUGGAAAUUUGACGGUACAGUAUGUUUUGCAUUUGAGAAGACUCAUCAAGAAAAGGGUAUGAUUGUAUAAUUUACGUGAAACUGUUUUUGAUCGUUACUUGUAAUAAAAAAGUUCUUUCAGAAGUUAAGCAGCCCGGCAAAGUUGCAUUCACAGCCGGUCAAUUUGCCCGCUGCCCAGCCCUUAAUGAAACCUCUUUGCAAAGCGUGCGAACAAGAAUGGUGACAGUGGAUUAAACAAUUUGACAGAAGAUGUCACUUUUAGAGAAUUAUUUUGAAAUAACAUGAUACCUUUAUUGUUUGAAAAAAAUGUAUCAGUCCUACAAAUUUACUCCAAUUUAUUUUAUUAUAACUUGAUUCACUGCAAUAUAUUGUUUUCGCAAUUGUUAGAAGUUGGUAGAGUUAAAAAGUUUUUGGUUGGUUUGCAGGAUGUUUUAACCCUUUAAGCCCCAAUAUCCACAAGCAAAUUCUCCAAACUGAUCUCUAUACAUUUCUUUAAAGAAUAAGUUGAGACAGUUUGAUAAAUGAUCAAAGCAUUUUCUCUUUGGUGAUCAUUUAAUUAAUUCUCAUAACCUAAUCUCUUGACAAUGUAUGGAUAUCGUUACGAGAAAAUUGCUGUUGGUCACUAUUGAGACUUGAAGGGUUAAAAUUACCUUAGUAAACCUAGUAAAUGGUAGGCUCCUAAAGUUGAGUAUUGCAAUGGCUUAAAGUUUGCUACAAUGUUAUCAGUAUUUAGAUAGAACCUUUGCUUUAAGGUAAAUCUAGAAGUUGUGUCAUAAAACUGAAAGGGACAAUGGUGAACUCUCUGAGCUUUAACCAGGGCUCCAAGACUGUUUUUGAAAUAGUGAUGUAUCAAAAAUUGUAAGGAACAACAGCCAAUUUUACUUUUGGACAACCAGAAUAUGAAUCUUGCCUGUCCAAUGGAGAAGUGACAUAAAAGAGGUAUUUUUGCUCUGAAAAUGGGGUCAAAUUGCCACUUUCUCUGUACAGGUCUUUGGCCUACUUAAACAUGCACUUGGGAAGUUAUUGAAACAUCUGUUGUUUCUCAACUUGUGCUGUCAUAUGUUUUAUGGGAUUUUAGUGUUACAAAAAGGCAGGGAAAACUACAUUUUCUUUCUCAAACCUGGUUACAAGUCUUCAACUUUCCCUUGUGCAAAUUUUUUUCCUUUUUGGGGAACACCACAUUUGCUUCCUCAAGGAAUAGGCUAGUAGGCUUUACCUUUCACUUGAAACUUACUUUUUGUUUUCUUUUUGCAUUAUUGUUCUACACAGAAAGUCUGUUGUCAAGUCUUUGUUGGCAAAAUUCCCAGAGAUUGUUUUGAAGAUGAACUGGUUCCCAUAUUGGAGGAGUGUGGAAGAAUCUAUGACUUCCGACUUAUGGUGGAUCCUCUGACAGGCCAGAACCGAGGUUAUGGCUUCUGCACAUACUCAGUAAAGGAGGAGGCUCAAGAGGCCAUGAAGAAACUUGACAACAAGGAGAUCAGACCUGGCAGACGUCUUGGGGUUUGUCUUUCUGUGGCGAACAACCGUUUGUUUGUUGGUUCCAUACCUAAGACCAAACAGAAAGAAGAAAUCAUGGAGGAGUUUGGCAAAGUUACUUCAGGACUGACCGAUGUGAUUGUUUACAUGUCAGCGGAAGACAAGACAAGAAACAGGGGUUUUGCCUUUCUGGAGUAUGAAAAUCACCAGGCUGCAUCUUUGGCUCGUCGCAGGCUGUCUAGUGGAAGAGUUAAAGUUUGGGGGACCAUAGUUGUGACUGUUGACUGGGCAGAUCCUCAAGAUGAACCAGAUGAGGAAGUUAUGUCGAAGGUAGUCUUUGAAAAUUAAAAUUGUCAUUACUAAUUCAAAGUUAGCCUGAAUUUCAUCCGAUUACAUCGAGUCGUUAUUACUCCCUCAGUAACAUCUGAAUCGACCGGCUGUUAAUGUCGUCCAGUGACGUCACUACUCCUUUGCUUUAAUUCAUGCAAAAAGUAAAACACGAUUUUCAAGUGGCGAACCAAGAAAUAUCAUUUUGAAAUGUCUCCAUGAUAAGAACAGCUGACAGAUGCUUUACUCUUUUUGAUCAUGUUUAACGUUCAAACUAUCAACUGCAUGAACCGGUUGUAAUAAUAUUAUUAUUCAAACUUGGUGGCAGUCACGCAAUGAAAUAAAUACGCACAUGGAACACUUAGUUCUAAAACACAACCCUUUUUGUUUAAUUGAAAACAAGCUAUUUGGUCCUUAACGAAUAAAAAAGAAAGCAACGAAACAAGAAAGAAAAGCUAACAGAAUCAUGACACUCUUGACUGUGAAAAUAGCAAGAAGGUCGAAUGACAACAUGACAUUGGUCUCAGAAACUUCGUAUAAACAAAAUCAUUGCGGAAACCACAAAGCAGCUCUAAAUGAAAAACCUACCGACUCUCCGCAAUAAUUCUUCACUCACAGUUCAAUUUUGCAAUUCAGUUUCGAAGAUAAAGGCAAUUUUGCUGUUUACAAUAAAGAUUAUCGAAAUGUUUGCACUCUAUGCAAGGAUGCCACCAAUGCGAUCCGCUGAAUAUCAAGUGACAAUCCCGAUAAAAUUUCUCAUAAUUAUACAUAAUUAUGUAAAUAUUUAGACAAUCAACCAUUCAAAAUCACUACCCAGUUUUCGGGUAGUAGUGACGUCACUGGACGGCAUUUACGGUGAAUGGAAUGGUUGAUUGAGACGUUGCUGAGAGGAAAAAACUACUCCAAGCAAUCGGAUGAAAUUCAGGCUACUGCAAAGUAUCAUUUUGGGGUUUUAAGAGAUAUUGAAAUACAAUGUAUAUUAAGAGUUAUUCAAGUAUGUAUUGAUUGUAAGGCUAAUUCAGCAAUUUGCGGUCACUAAAAAAGCGACUAACCUUGUAUUGACAUUCCUCUUUUUAGCAAAACUUCAUAUUUAAAGUACAUACAGAAUUUCAUAUUGUAGCAUCCUCAGAGACCCAGGGGCAGUCCAUCGGGUCUGGAGAAAAGCCGGGACGAAAGUUUUCAAGUACAGGUGAAAGAGCCCCGGGUACUGACUCUCACGGAGCUUUUCCCAAAAAUUCAAGCGGAUGCCAGCUCCUUAUUGGGCACAAAAAACGCUUUGUAUUAUUGUGCCCAAUCGGCGAACAGUUUCUCCUGAGUUCUUUCAUGAAAUCGUACACGACGGCUAUUGUCUCGAUUACGGCUUGUCUGGCUCAUGCACCAAAGAAAUGCAGGCAGUCAGGAAACUUUCAGUUUGAUAUAAAAUCCCCAUCUGAUUUUAAAAUACUGUCUGCCCGAAAACUAAAGAUGCUUUUCCAAAAAUACAGGCUUGAGCUUACCACAGGUAUUCAUGCUUCCAUCUGCCAUGUCUUGCAUGCGUAAAUUAGGGAGUUUUUAAAAGAUACCACGACGACUGACCACGAAAACGGCGCAUAGAAAAGAGAAUUCACCUUUUUUUAGUUUCUAUCGUGAUUAUUCCAACUCGCUUACUUUGUCAAAUGCAAGCGAACUCUUUUGGAGCUGAAUUUCUAUCAACCAGAUCCAAGUUCAUGAAGAGAAUGAAUUUUGUCAUCGCUUGUUUACAUCCUUCACAAAACAUUACUGAUUAAGCAUUUUGACGGGUAGUCGUGCAGUUGACGGCAAAGAAAUGUGCAAAAAAGUGUGAUGCAUGUGCAAAGUCUUUUUUUUGUCUUUGCAAGCUAUUGCUUAUUUGACUUUCUCAUCACCACCGCAUCUUAAACUUCCUAUCGAUUUACGAUAUAUUGUGAUGAGUCAAAAACAGAAUAUUAUGAGGUUAAAUACACAUUUAACAACAAGGAGCGCGAGCGUGGUCAGCGGUCAGUCGUUUGGCUCAAGUGCGGUCAGCCUUGCCUUCAUCACCUCCACGUGCUCAGUACAGUGUUUUCGUUGAGGCCAUUCUCUUGGUUUAGCCUUUGGAUCAUUCUUUUACCUUUGGGGUUGGACCCUUGUGGCGUUUACUGAGUUAGUAGAAUUUAGGGGCGUUGGGUUGGACGUUGGUGGCGUUUGACAGCAUUUGGAGCAUUUGUGGGGUGUUGGCAUUGUACGUUUGGCACUUGGGUCUUGUUUAGCCUUUGUAUGCUUCUUCAUGCUCAGCAUAGGUGGGUGCCUCCGGGUUUGGUGUAUUGGGGCUCAGGCUUCUCCCAGCCAUGAACCCCUUCUCUCCAAGCUUGGAAUUCAGCUCAGAGGUCCUUUCGACUUGGCCUGGGGCUCAUGGCUGGAGGGCACGGAUUUGCCAGCCAUGGGGGCGUAGCUCUGUCUAGGGGCUGGCUGUGCCAAAGGUGGAAGCCCCUGGACAUCCCAGACACCCACCUCCACUCAGCAAUGCAGUUGUUAAAUGAGGUUAAAUAAAUAUUUAUUUAACACAGUUAAAAACAUGGAGUGCGAGCCUGGUCAGCGGUCAGUCAUUUGGCUCAAGCACGGUCAGCCUUGCUUGCAUCACCUCCAUGUGCACAGUACAGUGUUUUCAUGGCGGCCAUUCUCUUCGUUUAGCCUUUGGAUCAUUCUUUUACCCCCAUCCCUCCCCCCCUUAAUUCUUCCAGUGUUAAAUCAGUGUGACAGGUGCCUGUUUCCAUUGGCUUAGGGGCUCAUGGCUGGAGGGCGCAGGUUUGCAAGCCAUGGGGGUGUAACGCUGUCUAGGGGCUGGCUGUGCCAAAGGUGGAAGCCCCUGGACAUCCUGGGCACCCACCUCCACUCAGCAACGCAGUUGUUAACUUGGGGCAAAUUGAAUUGCUCCUGCUGAUAACAUUCCAAACAUUUUUUCGACUCAUCGGUAGUUCCUUCGUUUCUGGACAGGAAAGUAGAAAAGAAAAGUUUCCCUUGCACGCUCAAGUUUGAUGAACGAACCGGGCAAGCGUGGCAAGACAAUAGCUGUCGUGUACAAAGUCACGGAAAGAACUCAGGAGAAACUGUUGGCGAUUGGGCACAAUAAUACAAAGCAUUUUUUGUGCACAAUCAGGAGACGGCAUCUGCUUGAAUUUUUGGAAAUAGUUCGAUGAGAGUCAUAACCCAGGGGCUCUUUUGCCUGUACUUGAAAAUUUUCGUCCUGUCUUUUCUCCCGACCUGACUGACUGCCCCUGGGUCUCCGAGGAUGAUAUUAUAGGAGAUAGGGUGUCAUCUCUUUUCAUGCAAUCAGUUUGCCCUGAUCAUGAGUUUACAUCACUCCCUGAGUGCUAGUUGGAUUUGUUCUCAGUAGUCUCAGUAAAUAGCCAACUGGCUGCUUCUAUAUGGUCAGAUCAUUCUUAGCUCUUUCCGAGUAUCCCUAAGGCAGGGGUUUCAAUAGAAAUGGAAGUAGCCAGUAGGUUUCAUUAGAGUAACUGACAGUAACAACAAGGGGCCAUUAGUCCCCUUUUUCUGGGGGGUUCUGGGGGCAUGUUCCUCCAAGUAAUUUUAAAAUUUGUGAGCCCUAAAUUGCGAUUUCCAGGGUGUUUUUCAUUCAAGAAGAUGUACCAUAUUUUUCCUUUUAUAAGGCGCACUUAGUUAUAAGACUCGCCCCAAACUUAUCAACCCAAUUUUUAUAGGUUAACAAACUGAAAAUGAAGCCAAAAUACCUGGCUAUAAGGCGCAGCCGUGAUUUUUAGCUUUGUUCACUUUAACUACAACAACGCGCUUUCCAACAAUGCGGAUUAUGGCUAUUCACUUACGUGAAUGAAAGUGCAAAAGGUUACAUAUUUUGAUCAAAAGAGAAUAGAACGGCAUUUAUUAACACAAAAAGUAUUGUUUUCUGAAGCUGCGAAUACUUGGGAAAUCCGUUUUGUUCCAUAAACAAGUCAGCUGUCUUGGUUGCAGUAUAUUGACAUCAGUAGUAUCAAGAUAAAAUCAAUCGCGUAAUGCAUGAGCCUGAAAAAUUUGUUAAUUAACUGCCAAAUCCAGUAAUUAUCAAAAUAACUAUGAUAAAAGAGCUCUCACAGUUCUCAACAGAUUUGGGAGCUUUCCUUGGAAAAUACAGGUCUGAAAGAAGCUCAAGAUCGCAGUGUAGAAAUGGGUGUAAACAAAGCGCCAUCUUGGGUCAAGCAUGAGGUCAAAUAUUUGCCUGGUUACCAAGCAUCAACAUUCAGUUCAAAAUGAUCAAUGCCAGAUGAUUUGUUUCGAAUGCAAAAUGAUUCGUUUGUCGCUUAGUACCAGCUUUAGAAGACAGCUUAAGAGGAUGGGUAGAAGUCAUUGAAAACUGAUAACAAAGAAGAGAAUUAGCAGCUAGAACUCGUAGAGUUAAAAAUUUUACUCAAUUUUGUUUUGUUGCCCGAAGAUACUCAGUUAUAAGACGCACCCCAAAAUUACAGCAGAUUUUGAGCUAUCAAGCAAACUUUCAUCGAAAAAAUGCUGCGCCUUAUAACGGGAAAAAUACACUAGCUUUCAUUCAAGUUUCGGUUUAUCAGCCACACCAUCAACUUCAAGCAAUUAACACAAAUGACAGUAAUUCAUUAAUAUACUUUUGCACGUGAACAAAUUCUGGAUAAAUCUAUAUAAAAAGGUGUGGAAAAUUGACUGAAAUAUGGCAUUGAGAUAACCAACCAACUAAAGCGUACCAUACAUGUAAAUCCAGUGGUUCUUUGUGAAUUAAAGAACACAUCAUAAUUCCAUUUUCAUUGAGACGUUACGACAAUAAUGUGUACGACAUUAUUCAAACAUUAUAGUUGCUUCUUCUUUGGCGAAAAAGUAACCAACUUCUCUGAGCAAAGAAGCCAAUGUGUUUUGUCGGUUGUUGGUACUUAUUGAAACCCCUGCUAACGAGAGGAUACAUAUUAUUUCCUCAGAAAAGUAUUUUUUUUUCUUAAAUUUGUAUGUUUGCCUUUUUAAAUAGGGUGCUUCAAAAUUGCAGUUCUAGGCAAAUUAUUUGCCUAGAACUGCAAUUUUACUGAAUAGCAAAAUCAAACUAGAAAGUAACAGUUUGACUUUUUCUAACAGUUUCAGUCUACCUUCUACCCAUCCUCAGUCCAAAACCAUUGCUGUUUAGGGUUUUUUAUGUUUUAGUGUCAGUAGUAACAUUAAGCAAGGACAGGCCAUUGUCAUCAAUUGUUGUAUUAGUGAAUUUCCAUUUCAGAUGCAAAUCCUUCUGUCAGGUUUCCUUGUAGUACUAGUCUUGGCGUCAUUGCCCCACAGUGGUUAGUUUAAGGAGCAACGGGCCACUUGGUUUGAAGCUCUCAAACAUGUUUUUCACUGAUUGCAGGUCAAAGUUCUCUAUGUCCGGAACGUUUCACCCAAUGUUACUGAAGAGCAGCUGAAAGAGAAGUUCCAGGAAUAUGGCACGGUUGAAAAGGCCAAGAAAGUGAAAGAUUAUGCCUUUGUUCACUUUAAUGAACGGGAGGAUGCUCUGAAAGCCAUGGAAGCUCUGAACAAUGUUGAAAUGGAUGGGAUUACACUAGAAAUUGCCUUGGCUAAGCCACAGCCAGCCAAUAAGGAAAGACGGCAAGGGGGACAGUCUGGACGCGGGGGGCAGCGAGGUGGUCCUCGUGGAGGUCAUUCAGGGCGUGGUCGUGGUGCACCGUAUGGAGAUAGGCAUGGUCACUAUGAAGGCUAUGAUCAGGGGUAUGAUGAUUACUAUGGUGGUGGUGGUGGAUAUGGUGGGGGUUAUGGUUAUAGAGAUAGUUAUGGAGGUGGUUAUGGUGAUGGCUACUAUGAUGAUUACAGUGGGGGCUAUGGCUAUGGUGACCGGUAUGGGGAAGCUCCUAGAGGUGGUAGAGGUGGACCUCCACGCCCUCCCCGUGGUAGUUCAUCUGGUAGAGGUCCAAUGCGUGGUGGUGGGUUUCAAGGAAGAGGUGGCCGCGGAGGACCCCGGGGUGGUCCACCACGGGGUGGAAGGGGUGGACCAGGCGGACGUGGUGGACCAAGAGGAGGUGGUGUUGCUCCUGGCAAGAGGAAGUAUGGUGCAGAUUCACUGCAAACACCAGUGGAGUAUCCUGAUCCCAAGCGCAGGUACAUGGGGCAGGGCCAAGGAGGAGGUUGGGGAAGCCAGCCAAUUGCGCAGCAACCGCUGUAUGAUAGUGGCUACGGAAACCAGUCGAACCAAGAAUGGUACAGUGACAGCUAUGGCGGGCAGUGGUAGUGAAAAAAGAAAUUUGUUUGCGGCAAAUUUUUAUUUGGCAGCUCAUUCCACAUGAUCCUUUGUCUGUUUCAUUUGGCUUUUAGAAUGUAGAUGUUUUGGCAACAUGUAAGAAACAAGAUCUUGAAGCAAUUUGGCCUUAUUAACAUUUCAAUGUGGAUUUGUUUUGGAAGACUGAGGCUUGAUUUGAUUUGUGUUUAUCUGAUUGUUUGCCAUUUUAAUAUACCCGGGUGACGUAAUUGGACAUCAGUGCUUGAUAAAAACUUUUUCAAUAGUUUUAGUGAUUUCCAAGAUAGUAGCAAAUGAAUUCAUUAGGCAGCUUUUAAGCAAAGUGGAACCUCUGUAUUGAAUAAGAGUUCCAGUUUUUAUUCUGAAUUUUUCAACUAUGCCUGUUUUAAGUUAAAGUGGAGAUGCACUGACAGGUGAAGAUGGCAGUUGAAAAAUGUGUUUGGGCAGCAAUGAUUUUUAGUGUGUUGGAUUUUAAAACUAGCAGCAAGCAGUUUGGUGUGUAAAGUAACUGGGAAGUGUAAAUCAACAUUGAGCUAAACACUGCUUUUUAAGAGCAAGAAGUGGCUUGUAAAGUUUGUUGAAACUUAAAUCAACACACAAAACUAAAACUGUUAAUAAAAUCUUUUCCCCAAAACAGUCCUAACACAAAGCAAUUGGCUGAAAGCCAACAUUGUGAGAUCUUUUGUGUUAUGAAAUAAAAUAUGUGGUAUAAAAUAUUCCCUCUACAAUAACAGUCACCCAAAAUCAACCUGAAAAUCUUUGCAAACCUAAAAUCUAAAAUCAUUGAAAACUGAAGAGGCAUAUCUUUGACUGAACCAGCUGUUGAGGUAAGUGUUGAUUAUUUGUUUUUGCGGUAUGCAUGGCCAUUUUGGGGGUAUUUGCCACAGCUGCAGAUAACAGUUGCUUAUCUGACAGUGUCUGACUUAUAUGUUUUCAAAUCUAAUCAGUGGUCAGAUAGGAUGUCCAGGUUAAGUAAAUACCAAAGACUAUCAUGAUAUAGGUGAAAACAAUCUACCUUGAGUUUGUGUGAAUUGUCAUAGAAACGAAGUAACAUUGUUACAAUGAACAAUAUGACAGUAGUCAGUUGAAUUUUCUGGGUCUACCAUGCAUAGUUACUUGACCCUUUCUGACCACAGUUUUGUCGGACCAAAAAGGAGACUUUGCUGGCAUGUGUGAUUUUCUUUAAAAAAAAAAACCCAUUAAUUCAUGCUUGCUCUACUGACAAACAGUCAGGUUGGUCUAGUUUGUUGGCGUUGCUUAUGUUGUGGUCACCAAUUGCCAUAAUAAUAGUGAAAAGUCCAAAGGACAUUGAACAAUACCUGUACCACACCACAGCACAGCUUAACAAAAUAUUUGUCCCCACGACACCAAAAAACGCCCAAUUUUUAACUUUCCCUUCCGUCAACCCCUUAUGGCUAUCACUCAACCACCCCUCCCCCAUAUCAAAAGCAAGAAAACAAAACAAAACUGGUUCAAUGCUUCAAUAAUAAGCCUUCAUGUAACUUUGUAUGUUGGAUUCUAGGCUCCUCUGCACUUGGCUUGUAAAUACAUUGUUGGUGAAUUCUGUCCUCCAUAAUUUACUGCAGUGAAUUCUGUUAAUACAACAGGCGGGUGUUGGGAAGUCUAGAAGACCGCAUGCGGGGAUGCUUUCUAGGCGCAGAUCUAGGAUAAAUACUGACCUAAAUCCUAAACGAGCGCCGAAGGUGCAAUCUUCUAGGGGGGGGGGGGGGGGAGAAGGCCGUCUCCCGCGGCCAAGUUUCAAGAUUUUUUUCUUUCUUUCUCUUUCCCGGCUUUUCUUCUUUUUAUCUGACGGUAUCUCACUGUUUCGUCUCCACCGGGAUGUCCCCUCUCAGGUCGUAAGAGUAGAGUGAGAUUUGUUAAUAAAAGGGGGGGGGGUGGGUGGAAGUGAGAGACCGCCGGGGGGGGUGGUUUCCGGGGGACAAUAGAGGGAAAAAACUGCCCACAGACCCAAACGCGCCCCCAAGGGGGAAUUUUUGAGGGGGGGGGGGGGGUAGGCAUGCUUCCCCCGGAAAGUUUUAAGAUAUUUCUCCCUUAGUCCCCUUUCCUGGGUUUCUGAGUCAUUCGGGCAGGAUAUUGGCUAGUUCCAUUCACCUUGGAUGAAGCCUUGCAACUUGGAAAGUUUUAUCUUUAUCAAAAAUAUAUCUAUUAUGAAAAAUCUAACCGAUUAACGUAGAAUGUCGAGUCGGGAGUGGAUCCGCACCUGUUUACCUAGU